AUGACCGAUGUACCAAAUCGUGGCCCGGUACUGCUGGCCGUUAACACGACGGGUGCUGUCCUCGCCGGCAUCACUUGCCUGCUACGAUGCUUUGUUCGAACCAGAGUUGUGAAAGGGUUUGGGCUGGAUGACUGGUUGAUGGCGGCUUCAACGGGUGCAUACAUCGCUUUCUGCUGCUUUUCCAACGUGGGGGUCACUCAUGGCACAGGGAAACACAAGUCGGAUGUCGACCCAGAGAAUUACAAGAUUGCAAUGAACCGAUGGUACUACUGCUACCUCCUCUACGCCUGGUCCAUGAUUCUCGUCAAGCUCUCCAUCGGCUACUUUUUGCUCCGAGUCACCAUCACCCGCCUUCACAAAUGGAUCAUUUACGCCGCGGGCGCCAUCACGUGCGUCAGCUGCCUGACGUUUUUCUUCCUCGCCAUGUUCCAGUGCUACCCGAUCAGCUUCUUUUGGAACAAGGACCAGGACGGCAGAUGCAUCAACAUGAACAUCCUGACGGCGUUGGGUAUCCUCUAUUCGAUCUUCUCCGUCAUCACCGAUCUGACGUACGCCCUGCUGCCCGCGUGGGUGGUGGCUCAGCUCAACAUGGACAAAAAGUCGAAAGUGGCGGUGAUUGGUCUGAUGGGGAUGGGAUGCGUGGCCAGCGCGGCGGUUAUUGUUCGUGGGCCGUAUCUUCGACACAUGGGGAGUGAGGAUUUCUUGUGGGAUACGGCGCCGAUUGCGAUUUGGUCGUCUGUCGAAGCUGCGCUUGCUAUCACGGCUGGGUGCCUUGCUUGUUUGCAGCCUCUCGUCAAGAUGAUCGGUGUGAAGCUUGGUCUCGCGGCUUUCACGACGGCCUCCAAAUCUGGGGGGCGGGGGAGUAACCUCAAGAUGACGGGCGAUAUCUCGGUGAGGCGAUCUUUUACCCGACGAACCGAUUUGUUUUCGAGCGCCAACUAUCGUGAGCAGCAGGCGGCUGGGGAGCUGAAGCUUCAGCCGGGGUUGUCGGGGUACACGGCCAAGUGCUACGGCAACACGAGCGAGGAGGAGUUGAGGCCGGUGACAAAGGAUACGGAUGCAACGCUGAGGGGGGAUAGGGACAAUGAGAGCAAGGAGAGCAUGAAUGGGGUGGUGAAGGCGAGGGAGAGGGAGUCAGUAUGA
Molecule: messenger RNA, 1143 nt
Organism: Podospora anserina S mat+
Lineage: Eukaryota; Fungi; Ascomycota; Sordariomycetes; Sordariales; Podosporaceae
Exons: 3
Coding region: 1-1143 (380 amino acids)
Source: RefSeq, a predicted model, not a curated record